Messenger RNA from Camelina sativa (false flax), 2519 nucleotides. RefSeq names its product putative mediator of RNA polymerase II transcription subunit 26b. Gene Ontology annotation, cellular component: nucleus. Lineage: Eukaryota; Viridiplantae; Streptophyta; Magnoliopsida; Brassicales; Brassicaceae. The record is from RefSeq and is a predicted model, not a curated record.
UAAAAAAACAAGAGCUUUCUUGUUGAAUUGAAUUGUACAUUGGUUUAACGUAGUAGAGCGAGAGAGAGCACUUGGGGGUUUUUUUUUUUAGAUUAGACAACGUAACUAAAACUGUUUCGUGUUUGUCUGUUUUGUUUUUUUUUUCUUCUUCUUCUUUCUUUCUCAUCGUUGCGGUGCUUUUUUUUUUUUUUUUUUUCUCGGGAGAAAAUCCUUUGUGGGCUUUCCGGGAAAGUUUUGUCAGAUUCGUAAAAAGAAAGGAAAAAAAAAGGGAGGAAAUAAACAAAAAAAUCCACAGAAGCAUCCAAACAGAUUUUGUGUGUUACCCCCUUAUUGAUUCUUCGUGAUCAAAUUACAAAUCUUUUCGUUUUUGAUCGUUUUGGCAAGAAUUUAUCUCCCAAAGUCUCAACCUUCAAUUACAUUCUUCUUUCAAUUUGAUCUCUCUUUUUUUUUUUUUUUUUUNGGUAAGUAAGUCAUUCGUCAUUGAAUAUUAACAAAAAAAAUCAAAUCUUGCGGGUAGAUUCGGAAGCUCUUCUCUCUUUUGGGAUUGGAAAUAAUCCCAAUCUUGUUCUUCUUCUUCUGAGAAUUAGAAAAAAAAAAUCUGACUUUUGCUUUGAUUUCUUGUGGUUGAAUCCGAUUUUGUUCGAUCGGAUUCGAAAUCGAUCAAAGUUUCCAUUUUUUUAUUGACGGUUACGGCUACGGAAGCAAUGAAAGCAUCAGCUUCGUUAGAGAGCUGGAGAGAAUAUUUCCGGCGAGGAGAUUCCGAUAUAUUCGGGAUCAUCGAUCAUGCGAUCAUGGUCGCUGCUACUGAUUGUCCUAACAAAUUCAAAUCUAGGAGAGACAAAAUAUCCGAGCUUUUGUUCUCCUGCAGAGUCAGUCGUUGCGUCGGAUGCGACCACCUCGAGCUUUCUGUUCCCGGAGACGACGACGAGGCUAAUCUUGGAGCCGCCGGAGGGAAUGGUGACGGUGGUGGAGCUGCGGCGGAAGAUUAUGAGGUUGGUGGUGGUGGUGGUGGUAGUAAAGAGAGCAAAGCUAACAGUAGCAGAGGAGAUAAUAAUCACAUCGAUGAGAUGAAUUUGAAUAGUAAUCAGAUUGUUAGCAAUUAUACAUUUGAUGAAGCUGAGGCUUUGAGUGAUGAGAUUGAAGAGUUUUCUGUGAUUUCUAAGGAGGUUGGUAGGAUCAAAGAGAUCUUACUCAAUAAAGAAUUAGAGCCAAACUCGGUGUUACUCGAAUCUUUGAGACAUCUUAAGUUGAUGUCUUUGAAUGUGGAUAUUCUUAAGAGUACUGAAAUUGGAAAGGCUGUUAAUGGCCUGAGGAAACAUGGUUCUGAUAAGAUUCGCCAACUCGCUAAGACUCUUAUCGCAGAGUGGAAGGAGUUAGUGGAUCAAUGGGUGAAUACCACAAAGGAAAUUGCUGGUGCUGAAGGUACACCAGAGUCUGCAAACCCAUCUGUAGUUGAUGAAGAAGAGGAGUUCCCAUCGCUUCCAUAUGAUGUUGAUAUCUUUACACCUGAACCAAACGGAUUUGAAAUCUCACACUUCUUUGAUUCCUUAGACGUUGAUGGAAAUCCUCGUAACUCUGGGGAAUACAACAAUAGCCGAGAACACGAAAGAAGACCACAAAAUAUCGCCAAGAGAAGACCUGAGGGAACACAAAUGAGGAUACAAGAUGCUCCGUUUAGAUCUAUUAAGCCAUCAUCAGCUACUGGUUCUGAUGGGACUAGGAGACCUCCAAAGCAAAGUACAGAGCAAAGGAUGAAGAACGAAACUGUAUCUGUUCACAAGUCUGAAAAACCCAUGAUCCAAAGGAAACCGCUUGUUACAGAGCAGAAGCGGAAAGCUCCAGGACCUCAACAAGAAAAACUUAAAGGUCUUGACGCAGACGCAAGGUUUGAGUUUGCAAAGAGGAAACUUCAAGAGAGCUACCAGCACCACGAGAAUGCCAAGAAGCAGCGAACAAUACAAGUACUUGAAAUGAUCCCAAAGCAAGGUAGCUCUCAGAAACCUCAGCUCAAGAGACCUGGAAUGGGCAACAGGAAUUGGACAAACGGGCGGAAAUAGCUUAUUCUCUUUCAAAAUGGUGAAUAACACUCAAUGGCGAAAGACAUCAUCACUACAUAUACGUACGUACCACACAUAUCCGCAGUCACUGGUGCAAUAAAAGGUUAAACAGAUUCUAGCUCCACAAACUGGAGAUAGAAACAAGCAGAGGAGGAGGAACAGAUUCCAACAUAACUUUACUUUGAACAUAACUUUUUACUCCUCUGUUUUGUUCUGUCUUGGAUUAACCAACUGCAGCAGAUAGGAUCCCCCCAAUUAUUGUUACUUUAUGUGUUCUUCUUCUACUACAUUCUUGAGACUUUUCGGUACAGUCCCGGUUUAGUUUUGGUUUUGGGACGGAGAGAGGGGUCCCUUCAUAUAAUAUAAAAAACUGUAAAAGAAGGUAGAAAAGCUCAUUCGAAUAGACCGGCUCUUCACCUAACUUUUGUAUAGUAGUAUAAUGUGAAAUGGUUUGGGACACAA